Messenger RNA from Capronia epimyces CBS 606.96, 1452 nucleotides. RefSeq lists its product as uncharacterized. Lineage: Eukaryota; Fungi; Ascomycota; Eurotiomycetes; Chaetothyriales; Herpotrichiellaceae. The coding region runs from base 1 to 1452 and encodes 483 amino acids. The transcript has a single exon. The record is from RefSeq and is a predicted model, not a curated record.
AUGCAGGAUCCCAGAUAUGUGGCGAAUCCCUUACGCCCCUACUAUGUCCCGCCCUCCAUCGGGGGAGAGCCGGUGCCAAACAUUACCGCAGGUGCCUCGACGCCUCAUUCGAGACCGACCUUCGCAUUCCCAGACAUCGACUACUCCGACUAUAUCUCCGAAAUUUCACCCUCUAUUCCAGGUUCAAUCAAAUCCAUCCUUGACCAGGCGUUGUGGAAAUACACGAGCGUUGUCAUUGGGCAGCCUUUUGAGGUCGCGAAGCUCAUCUUACAAGCCCGCGUUGCACAAGAUGAAGAGGAAGACUUAACUCACGGACAAAAGUACGGCGGGGAAGAUGAGGACAUCGAUGACUAUUACGGGCACUCAUCAGAUGAAGAGCCCAAUUAUUUCACAUCAAAUGCACCCUUUGAGCGGCCUAUCUCGAGUCGCUCUCCCGUCCGUGGCCGACAUGGCAGGCCAUCACGGCAAUCCGAGCGUCCUCAACAAUCUAACGGCCGGAUACGUCUCAAGAACCCCCAUUCUCUGCUCGAUGCGCUAUCGGCCCUCUCCUCCAGCAGUGGAUUGCUGGCUAUGUGGCGUGCCACGAACUCAACAUUCAUUUACAACCUAUUGAACCGGACGCUGGAAACAUUUUUCAAAAGUUUUCUGGCAGCUGUGCUUGGGAUGGCGGAAAACGACAUUCUCAUUCCGCCAUCCGCCGGGACAAUCCCGGAUUCAUCAAUACUUAUCUCUACAUCUCCUGCCGCUACAAUUUUGAUCACAGCUGCUGCCUCAGCUAUCGCCGCGCUCGUUCUGGCGCCCGUUGAUGCAGCUAGGACCAGACUCAUCCUCACGCCAUCCAACGAAGAACCGCGCACUCUACUUGGCACUCUACGAACAUUGCCAACCCCUUACUUGAUACCUCGACACCUGAUCCCGAUCACCUUUUUCACAUCGACUCUUCCUGCUCUUAUUUCCACAAGCACCCCUGUUUUCUUGAGGUCUUAUCUUGGCCUCGAUCCGGCCAUGAACCCCGCUAGCUGGAGUCUUGCCACAUUUGCUGGAUCUGCCUUGGAUCUCUCGAUCAAGUUCCCGCUCGAGACGGUCCUGCGUCGCGCACAAAUUGCAACCUGGACUUCCCCUGCUUAUUUGCCACCCUCCACGUCUUCUAAACGUAAGGCAAUUACCACAGUCGUUCCAGUGCCACAAACUUACAAGGGGAUCCUGCCGACCUUGUGGAGCAUUACAAGGGAGGAAGGAUACUCCGAAACCCAGAAGGACAAAACAGCUGCCCUUCUGGGAAAGGCUCCGCGAAGGAAGCGCAAGGGACAAGGAAUUGAAGGGCUGUAUCGUGGCUGGAGAGUUGGUUUCUGGGGCCUGGUCGGCAUCUGGGGCACCUCGUUUGUAGGAGGUUUGCAAGGUGGGAGCGAGGCAACAACGGACAGCGCUGGUAUACACGGUGGUAAAUUCUGA